Molecule: messenger RNA, 3146 nt
Organism: Pecten maximus
Lineage: Eukaryota; Metazoa; Mollusca; Bivalvia; Pectinida; Pectinidae
Product: interferon-induced protein 44-like
Exons: 6
Coding region: 1326-2738 (470 amino acids)
Source: RefSeq, a predicted model, not a curated record
ACUGGGGUCUCUGACUCUCCGUUUGUCAAUUGUCCAUCAAUGACAUUUUCUUUUAAAAACAUACUUUUAUUUAAUAGAUAAAAGGACAUAUGUUUGUUUUUAGGAAUACUGCAUGUAGGGAUUUUAUUAUUUUUAAGGUCAGUCUCCGGGUCGAUGAAGCUAAAAUAUUUCUACAGUCUGUUCCCUUUAACCAAAAAACAACAACAUAAAUCUGGAUACUUUGCACGAGGUACGUUGCGAAAAAAGCUUCCCGGUUUCUUCAAAUCAUUAAUCUCAACAAGGGACCGUUGAGUCAUUGAUAUUUGACCAGUAACAUGCUAGCAUUAGGUGCUUCCACAGUUAUAAGUGGAUGACCUUAAUCAACGUUUAAGGUCACAGGGGUCAAAUAUUCGUAAACCUUAAAAAAGAUGUCCAUGUCCACCAUUCCAGCUACAUUAUGAGACUCCAUUACUGAAAAAACAUGUAUGAUACGGUUUUCAGUUCGACAACUGGACUCAAAAAAUCAAUCUUCCAGCUACAUGUCCUCAAUUUACCUCGUGGUAAUGUGGCAAUGCCGAUUACAAUUUUUGAAUUAUCAAAGACAACUUAUCCACAUUAUGCUGUGACCUAUAACCUGUUUCUGAUAACUGAGCUACCUCAUCUCUGAUACAGACUUUACGCCACCCGACAGACAGGUAGCUCACGUGAUAAUAAACUAAUAUGCACGCGUUUUCAGUUCGGCAACUGUGACCUAAAAAUCAACUUGCAUCUUCCAUCUAUGUCUUCACUUAACACGGUAGCUUAAGAUCAGAUGAGGGCAAUAGGUCUAUGGGGCCUCUUGUAAUGCAGAUAAAAAAUGAAUUAUCAACGACAACUUAUCAACCAGAUGCUGUAAUCUACAACCUAUUUCUGAUAACCUUAUGUCCUGCUCUUUGUACCUCAACGGUGGUAUUUGCCAUAUCUCUAAUACAAAUUUUACACCGCCCGACAGACAGGUAGGUUACUUGAAUUUACAACAGUAGGCUCGACUGUAAGUUAAGUUGAUGUAUAAACAUAUUUCAUUCUCUUGAAAUUUUGUUGUAGUAUCAGGAUAAUUGCAAAUAUUUUGCAUAACAAAUAACCUAAAUUGCCAUGUUUGUAACAAAAAAAAAUAAAAUAAAAGUUAUUACUUCAAUUCAAUACAGAUAAUAUUUGCUGGUGUACUGAAUAUAACAGGCAAUUAUAGUGCCCUAGGAUUUCAAAUAGCAUUUGAUUGAGCGUCCAAAAUGUAAUAUAAUGUACAAAUGAUGAAUAAUGUCGAACAGGUCAAUUUUGUUGUUUUUCACGUAUCUGUUUAGUUACGAAAUAUGGCGAACGGGUUAACACAGCAUCAUAAGGACCAACUUUCCAAAUGGAUAAAACCGUCUAAAAGGCACAAGUUUAUCUUACUUUACAAGAUCAGUCGUGACGGAUGUAAUGCCGAAACUUUCCAUAGUUACUGUGACAACAAGGGACCAACCGUCACCGUCCUGUACAAUACUGACAACUCUGUGUACGGGGGUUACACCUCUGUAAGCUGGACGUCCAGUGAUGGCUAUAUCAAUGAUGCGAAGGCAUUUCUAUUCCAACUGGAGUAUAGUGGAACAGCCCAGCCGAUGAAGUUUCCUAACAAAACAAACGGCAUAGACGCGAUAUAUGGAUACGCCAAUUAUGGACCAAUAUUUGGGCGUGGUAAUGACUUAUAUUGCUUCAAGACAAACGUAAAUAGAUCUGGUAAUCAUUUUGCAUUGAACGGCUACGCCUCUGUUGGCAAAACGUACGACAUGCAGGGUCAGGACUACAAAAGUGUGAUGAACGGCCAUCUGAAUGUCAUAGAUCUGGAGGUUUACAGCGUGGAAGAGUACGUCCUGCUUAGCCAGCCCUGGGUACGGGAUAUUGAUUGGAGUGCUACGUUUGAAGAAACAAUCAAGAACAAAGUGGCAAAUUAUAAGCCACUAACCGGAUUGGACCUCAAGCAGGCGAGGAUUCUAUUGGUCGGACAGGUCGGGGCUGGAAAGUCGAGUUACUUCAACACCAUCAACUCCAUCUUCCGGGGACAUAUCAGCGGUCAGGCCAACGUCGGAAGUGCUGAGCACAGUCUUACAACAUCCUACCGGAUGUAUGAAAUACAUGACGGAUAUGCCAGUCAAACCUUAAACUUCCGGUUGUGCGACACACGUGGCCUGGAAGAGGAUCAAGGCCUGAAUGAUCAAGAUGUUGGAUAUAUACUUGAUGGUCACGUGCCUGACAGAUAUAAUUUUAACCCGGCAAUACCGUUCACCUCUGAUGCUCAAGGAUUCGUGAAAAAACCUACUUUCUCAGACAAAAUCCAGUGUGUGGCGUUUGUUAUAGACGCUAGUACUGUCGACGUCAUCCCCAAGGAAGUCUUGGAACGUAUCAGAGCAAUGCAAGUAGGAAUUAAUUAUAGAGGCAUACCUCAAAUGAUACUCUUGACAAAAAUCGACAAAAUCUGUGAGGAAAUAUCCCAUGACGUCAGCAAAGUUUUCUUCAGUUCCGCGGUAAAAGAGUGUGUGGACAAAGUUGCCGUUUUGAUGGGACUGCCAAGAUCCCAUGUGCUUCCGGUAAAGAAUUAUGAAUGUGAGGUUGACCUUGACCAGAACGUCAACAUAUUGUCACUUCGCAGCCUCGGUCGAAUUUUGAAUUUUGUUGACGACUUCUUGUUCAACAAACUUGACGAAAUCGUAGGAGGAAAAAUUGAUACUUUGAAUACGAGUGAAUAGAUAGGGCGAAUUAAACAUUAAUAAACAAUGAGAAAAUUCAAUAUACCCUGAGAAAGUUUGUUCUUUGAUGUUAAUGUGAACAAUGCCGGAUUUUGAAGAUAUUACGUAAGCAUUUAAAAAUAAGUUCCUGAUGGAUUGCAUUCACUUAUUUCAGACAAAUUAUCAAGGCGUGUUCCAAAACUUUGCUUAUUUUUUAAGACUGAAUUAAUAUGGCAGCUCCAGACGCCAUUUACAAAAUCAAUGAACUUUCAAUGAAAUUUCAUUGGGAUACAGUUGAUUUGAUAUGGAAGAGCAAAAUAAGCGAUUGAUUCUGUCAAUUACUUCAUAUUGUGUUAUCUGUUGUUGGAAAUGAAUUAUGUCAGUAAAUUAAUUAAAAUAAAAUUGAAUAUAAUAUUCUGAUCUGAUGAA